AUGGGGAAGCCUUCUAUACCGCUCUCGUCGGAUUUACCGCCAAUCAUCUGCGGAACCGCAACCUUUAACUCCCAGUACAAUGCCGAUCCAUACGUCCUCCCCACGACUGCCAUAGUCCACCGCGCAUUAUCGGCCGGAAUCAGAGCCUUUGACACUUCACCAUACUAUGGACCAGCGGAGGAACUGCUAGGUCGUGCUCUAUCCACUGACUUCGUUCGCACCCAGUUCCCUAGAUAUUCCUACCGUCUCCUCACCAAGGUUGGUCGAAUCGCGGCGCAAUCCUUCGACUACUCACCUGCAUGGAUCCGAAAGAGCAUUAAGCGCAGCUUAUCGCGACUUCAGACCGCCUACCUCGACGUGGUAUACUGUCACGAUGUCGAAUUCGUUUCGCCAGACGAAGUUCUGGGCGCAGUGGUAGAACUACGCAGAAUUCGUGAUAUGGAGGGGACAAUACGUUAUGUGGGGAUAUCGGGGUACCCGGUGGACGUCCUGUGUUCAUUGGCGGAGAUGAUUUUGCAAAGGACCGGUGAGCCGCUGGACGCUGUGAUGUCCUAUGCCAACUUUACUCUUCAAAACACGAAACUUGCCGUGGAAGGACUGCCCCGCCUGCUUGCUGCUGGCGUUGAUGUCGUUCCCAAUGCCUCCCCUCUAGGAAUGGGCCUUCUGAGAUGCGAUGGCGUCCCCAUUGGGGGUAUGGGGGAUUUCCACCCGGCACCUGUCGGUUUGCGAAAUUCAAUCCGAUCCGCCAGUGAAUGGACAGAGAAACAGGGGGAGAAAAUUGAGGUUGUCGCGAUAAGAUAUGCGCUCGAGUCUUGGUUGCGUGAAGGUUCAGCUGCAGGCGCUCUUGGGCCGCCACUUGCGCCGUCUGCUGAUACGGAUCCGGGUUUCAUAUCUGCCGCUCUGAUUGGUGUUGGGCGGAGGUUUGGUGUUAGUGUUGUGGGCGUGAGCAGCUUGGAUGAAUUGAACGAAACGCUUCGUGUGUGGCACAGCAUUGUUGACAGCCUGGAGAAUGAAGGAGAGGACUCCCCGUCCCUUGAUGGGGAUUCGGAAGAAUAUUUUCAACUUGGCACAAGUGAAACGGUCGAAAAUGCUAGUGUCCCAACUUCCAAGGACACUUCCAUGGCUCCCAGUGUGCUGACGCCCUGUUAUGGCAUUACUGAUCGCCAAUGGUCUCGAGCCAGACGGCAACGCAUAAUAAAGCUUGCUAAGGGGAUUCGCGAAAUUCUUGGACCAGAGUGGGUGGAUUAUACCUGGGCAAGCCCGGCGGAAGGAUUUGUAAAUAUCAUUCCUGAAAAUCACAAUACGGAUGAGCUGGAUGGUGGAGUAUUGUUUUCUACCCCAACAGAAGAGCAUGACGACGUCGGGAGCAAGAAUGCAAGGAUGCUUACGCCUCCUUUGGAACCGAUUAACUAA
This is a messenger RNA of Paracoccidioides brasiliensis Pb18, 1413 nucleotides long. RefSeq names its product D-arabinose 1-dehydrogenase (NAD(P)(+)) ARA2. Gene Ontology annotation, biological process: dehydro-D-arabinono-1,4-lactone biosynthetic process. Gene Ontology annotation, cellular component: cytosol. The record is from RefSeq and is a predicted model, not a curated record. Gene Ontology annotation, molecular function: D-arabinose 1-dehydrogenase [NAD(P)+] activity. The coding region runs from base 1 to 1413 and encodes 470 amino acids. The transcript has a single exon.